Messenger RNA from Drosophila yakuba, 495 nucleotides. RefSeq lists its product as uncharacterized. The record is from RefSeq and is a predicted model, not a curated record. The transcript has a single exon. NCBI's taxonomy places the organism in Eukaryota, Metazoa, Arthropoda, Insecta, Diptera, Drosophilidae. Bases 1 to 495 code for a protein of 164 amino acids.
AUGCGCGGAUCGCGCGCUCGCUGGUCGACCUGCCUCUAUCCGACCGCGCCCACCUCCUCCCAGACGGGGGCCUCCGGCGUGUCUUCCGCCUCCGGUGGUGCGGCCCCGUCCACGUCAUCGUCUGCUGGUGCCACCGGCGGCCGAUCGUGCGCAGCGUCUGUGCGACGUGCGCCUGGUCCACGUCCCAGGACUGCUGCCACUCGCACCGGGGAUGGAGGUGUCGGUAUGGCUGGUGGCGCCGGCGUCGGUGUUGCUGACGGCUGCGCCGGGCGUAGCUGCAGCAACAACUACGGCUGUCGCUGCAGCAACGGCGGCGGUGGUGUCGGUGGCAACGGUGGAUGCGUCGGCAGUAACGGCGGCAGCGGCAAUGGCGGCUCCGCCAACGGCAAUGGCGGCUCUGCCAACGGCAGUGGCUGCGGCUGCGCCGGCGCUUUUUGCGGUGCCCAAAACGCCUCCUCCUCCUGCCACGCGGCCUGGGCCGCGACUGUCUUUUGA